This is a messenger RNA of Branchiostoma floridae (Florida lancelet), 1352 nucleotides long. Its product is annotated as paired box protein Pax-6-like. The record is from RefSeq and is a predicted model, not a curated record. The transcript has 3 exons. Bases 141 to 1250 code for a protein of 369 amino acids. NCBI's taxonomy places the organism in Eukaryota, Metazoa, Chordata, Leptocardii, Amphioxiformes, Branchiostomatidae. Gene Ontology annotation, molecular function: DNA-binding transcription factor activity, RNA polymerase II-specific; RNA polymerase II transcription regulatory region sequence-specific DNA binding. Gene Ontology annotation, biological process: regulation of transcription by RNA polymerase II.
UAGCUGGGCCGCUGUGUCAAACGGUUGACAUCCAGUCGAGAGAAUAAAAAGUCGGGAACUCGCGCGUCAGUUACUCAUUCUUGUUUGCGCUUUCCAAGUGUGAGUAUCUCAGUCCACAACCUCAGAGAAAUUCUACCAUCAUGGCGACUGCUUGCGUACAGGACCUUCCUCCAUUCUCGCCGCUGUUGUUGGAAGAUGCGGAAACUUGUGGGAGCAGAUGUCCCGACAGCAGUUAUGCCGCCAAGCCGACAGAAUCUGGAGCCAAGAAAGGUUCCAAGCGCAGGGACAGAAGCAAGAGGACGGCAGGAGGAGACGUGGCGGGUCGGAGACUCCGGAUCAACUUCUCGGCGCAGCAGCAGUCCACCCUGGAGGCGAUGUUCGCCCAGAACCGCUACCCUGACGCCGACACUCGGGACCGCCUCGCACAGUCACUCGGGGUCGCCGAGUCCAGAGUUAUUGUGUGGUUCCAGAACAAACGCGCUCGGAGUCGCCGCCAGGACAAGGGCCGUCUUGCCCAUCCCCCAGCCUCCAACCCGCCAGCCUAUCCGCCAAUGCCGGACAAGUCUCCCGACCAGACCUACCCGUACCCCGAGUCGUACAGCCAGUCGUGCCCCACCAUGUUCGCCUCCUGCGCUCUGCAACGCCCCAAGACCGUGCACCACUUUCCCGCCAACCCCAGCUGCAACCCCGCAGCUGCACCGUCCCAGUCCCGCCGCUGGGCGUCCUCACGACCGACUAGUGACGUCACUGCGACCACCUGGUCCACGCUCACCGUGUCGUCUGCAGGGAGGUUCUACGACUGCCAACCGACGCAGUUCCGAGGCAGACAGCUGUCAUCUUCCCUGUCGGCCAUCGAGGAGAACGGCAGCGACGACGAGGUGAAAGACUUCGGCGCCAUGCACGACGAGUCCCGAUCGCGCAUCUCCAUCCCUACCCUCCAGGGCCCGCGAAUCAGAGCCCCUCUCGCAGCUCUCAGCACGCUCAACUUCAGUACCGUGAAGGAGUUAGCCAUCCAGGUGCCACAUCCCGGCGGUGCGGGGCCCUACAGCCCCAUCUCCGAGCCUGACGACAGCCUAGCCGCGCUGGAAGUCUUCAGACCGAGCUCCGCCCGAUCCGCCGCGUCUACGCCGACGUCUGACCUGAGCGAGCCCGUAGACUUUGCCAGCCUCCCGUCACCGGCAGCGCUCGUGGACAUGUACGAUGUAGUCGACGAGCUGAAAGAUUUCUUGACACAGUAUCCCUUGUUCUGAAUGAACACGAUGUAGUAAUGAUUGUACAGCUUUUUUUGUUGUAAAAACGAAAUCAUUGUAUUCAUACUUAAUACUCGUACUUUUGGCAUUUGUUUUCGUCGA